UUCCGCUUCCGGAGAUGGCGAGCGGCUUCCGGCGGCGUGGUCCGACAACUCGGGUAACCACAGGGUGCUGGAGCCCGAAGGGUCUGUCGUGGCGGCGGUAACCAGGCAGUGGGAGGAAAGGCCUGCCUUCGUCCUGCCCGGGGGUCGAACCUCAGUCUGGCUCCACCGCGGAGCCGUCUCGCUGCCUCUCUCUGGCCUUCCCCGCUCCCCAAGAUUCUUUUGACCGCGGAUCCUGCCGGGUGAAAGUAGGAAGAGGGACUUUAUUAGGGAUCUCGGAAACAUUGCCAAAAUGUCUGACAUUCAAGAAGCUACUAACAAACUUCUGGAUGUGAACCUUCAUGAGAACCAGAGAUUUGUACCAGUGACAGAAGAAAGUGGCACCAGAAAUGUGUCUGAGCAUCUUCACAUCACUGUUGGGGCCACUGUCCCCACCGGCUUUGAGCAAACAGCUGCAGGUGAAAUCAGAGAGAAAUUGGGGUCAUCAUGCAAAAUCAGCAAAGAUCGGGGCAAGAUAUAUUUUGACAUUUCAGUGGAAAGUCUGGCACAGGUUCAUUGUCUGAGAUCAGUUGAUAACUUAUUUGUGGUUGUUGAGGAGUUUAAAGAUUUCCAGUUCAAAAAAACUAAGGAAGAAGCUCUGAAAGAUUUUGAAGACUUGGCCGGAAAACUCCCAUGGUCAGAUCCUUUAAAAGUAUGGGAAGUUAACACCUGUUUCAAGAAGAAAAAAACAAAGUGCAAAAAGAUGAGUCAGAAUUCAAAUAAAGAGAGAAUUGGUAACAGACGAGAUAAAUUGGAUGAGAAAGAUAUUAGAGGGUUUACUGACAAUGCUCUAGAUUCACAUAUCUUAGACUAUUAUGAAAAUCCAGCCAUCAAAGAGGAGAUAUCAACAUUAGUAGGUGAUGACCUGGCAUCUUCCAAAGAUGAAACUGAUGAACAUUCAAAAGAAGAAACUGAGCCUCAGGUGCUAAAGUUUAGAGUCACAUGCAACAGGGCAGGAGAGAAACAUUGCUUUACCUCAAAUGAGGCUGCAAGAGACUUUGGGGGUGCUGUUCAGGAUCAUUUCAAGUGGAAGGCUGACAUGACCAACUUUGAUGUAGAGGUUCUCUUGAAUAUCCAUGAUAAUGAAAUGGUUGUGGGUAUUGCAUUGACUGAGGAGAGUCUCCACCGCAGAAAUAUUACACAUUUUGGACCAACAACUCUUAGAUCAACUCUUGCAUAUGGGAUGCUCAGGCUCUGUGCACCUCAACCUACUGAUAUAAUAAUUGAUCCAAUGUGUGGAACAGGGGCAAUACCAAUAGAGGGGGCUACUGAAUGGUCUAACUGUUAUCAUAUUGCUGGUGAUAAUAGUCCACUGGCUGUAAAAAGAGCAGCCAAUAAUAUCUCAUCUUUAUUGACCAAGAGCCAAAUUAAAGAAAGCAAAUCCUCCUGGGGCUUGCCCAUUGAUGCUAUUCAGUGGGAUAGCUGCAAUCUUCCACUGAGAACUGGCUCUGUGGAUAUCAUUGUAACAGAUAUGCCAUUUGGAAAAAGGAUGGGCUCCAAAAAGAGAAAUUGGAAUCUUUACCCAGCUUGCCUGAGAGAGAUGAGCCGUGUCUGUAGACCUGGGACAGGCCGAGCCGUACUCCUUACCCAGGACAAGAAGUGCUUUGCCAAGGCAUUAUCUGGAAUGGGACAUGUAUGGCGAAAGGUACAUACGGUCUGGGUGAAUAUCGGGGGUCUUCAUGCUGCAGUUUAUCUUCUGAAACGAACACCUCAAGCUUUUGUUCAUUCUUCAGAGCAAGAUGGAGAAAGAGGGACACCUUGGUAAUACAAAUCCUACUUCCCAACACUGGAAAUGUCAGCACGAAGAGAGAAAAAUAUUAACAGAAAUGCAGUCUGCAGUAUUUUAACCAGCCUGAAGCUCUUCACCUAGUGUAGCAAAAGAUGUGACUACAAUAUGAUGUAAUUUAAAGAUUUAAGAAGCAGAGCCUUUCAGAGCCUUUGAAACUGUUUUGAGGGGGUUGGCUGGCAAUUAGUUUUUUUCUUUUUCCUGUUCUUUUUUCCAUACUAGGGAUUCUACACAGGACCUUGGCAAAUGAGCUUUCUCUCCAGGCCUUUAUUCUGGAGUACUGGGAUUAUACCCCCAGCCCUUUGUAUUCUUGUUUGUUUGUUGUUUUUUGAGGCAAAAUCUUGCUUGAACUCACUAUGUAGCCCAGGCUGGCUUCGAAAUUGCAGCUGUUCUCCUGUCUUAGCCUCCCAAGUGCUGGGAUUACAGGCAUAUGCCACCACACCUGGCUUUAUUUUUAUUUUUGAGGCCAUGUCUUGCCAAGUUGUCAAGGCUGGGCCUGAGGUUGUGAUCCUCCUGCCUCAGCCUCCAAGUUAGUAAUUUUCCUUAAAAUGCUUUACAGAUGAUUAUUGAAAAUACUCUGAGGUCUAAUUUUAGAACAUUUUAUUUUCAGGCUUUAUGGCCUGUUCUCUGUUGUGUCAAGUAGAAAGCCACCUUGGCCUAUAUAAAAGGCAGAGAACAUAAUCAUAAGAUCUUAGGAUACUUCCUAUUGCCCAUGCAGCUUUGCUCUUCACGUUCUCUUUAUCUCACCCUCAAAAAAUAAGGGAUAAUUACGUUUUGUGAUUGUUUGCCCCAGGACAAGAUGAAAUUUCACAAGGUCUACAGAAAAACAAAAAUAGGCAUCUCUUAUUCAGAUUAACACAGAGAUCUAAAACAGGACUAAGAUUUAUGAAAGGAAUUAUAAAGUUAUUACUAGUACAGGACAUUUCUAUUUGUAAAGAAUAGCAGAAACAGGGCUGGGGAUUUAGCUUACUGGUUCUACAACCUGCCUUAAAAUCCCAAGGUCCUGAGUUCAAUCCCCAGUACCAAAAAAAAAAAAAAAAGAAUAGCAGAAACAUUGGUAGAUGAGGUACGGGACCAAUAAGCCAAGAUUUUUCUUUCAGUACACAAAGGCAUGUGUUGCUAAACAAGAACCUGUCAGAUAUUUUGUUGUUGGUGGUCAAAGAUGAGAGGAAAAAACUGGUGUAUCUUUGAAUGAAAACUUAAUUUGGGA
Messenger RNA from Heterocephalus glaber (naked mole-rat), 3032 nucleotides. RefSeq names its product THUMP domain 3 tRNA guanosine methyltransferase (gene Thumpd3). NCBI's taxonomy places the organism in Eukaryota, Metazoa, Chordata, Mammalia, Rodentia, Bathyergidae. The record is from RefSeq and is a predicted model, not a curated record. Gene Ontology annotation, biological process: tRNA methylation. Gene Ontology annotation, molecular function: tRNA (guanine) methyltransferase activity; RNA binding.